AUGUCCAAGGAGAAAAAGGAGAAGAAGGAGAAGGCAGAGCAGGAUGCUGUGUCGACGGGGUGCACGAUUGUGUGCCCACCUGAUCGUCAUAUACCAGUCGAGUUUCACGAAAUCUAUUCGCUCGUUAGGACUGGCAUGUCAAUAGCGGAGCGUUCACGUUUUGAGCAGAUCGCUCAACUCGUGGAGAGCUUGUACGCUCAGGAGUUCAUGGCUCUCAAACGCAAUAUCCGCCACAACUUCCUCCGCUUCUCCAUGGGCGCCAAGGACCAGCCGCUCAUCAGCUGUGUGGGCGGGGGGCUGCCCACGGUGGCGGAGCUGGACAUUGCGGAACAGAAACUGAUUGCGGACUUUAUGCAGCUGAUGGUGGCUGCCCGGUUCCACAUCCUGACCACGGGGGAGUGGGAGCUGGCCAAGGCGGAUAAGUUUAUGUUCUCUUUGCCGGUGGAAGUGAACUGGUCGUACUACGAUGACAAAAUGCUCCGUACCUUUUGGUCCUCCACUGCGGAGCGCCGGGCUCUGCGGUCCCGUCUCCCAGACCUGUCCGACCGGGUGUUGGUGUUUCACCGGGGCAUUACCGUGGCUCAGGCCUCCGGGCUUUACACCGGGGAGAAAGUGGACCUGCUGGUGGAUUACCUGAUCACACAGCCGCUAAUGAAGUUGUGGAACUAUCUUCGCGGUCGGGCCGCGCCGCCUCCCCCCCAGCACUCCCUCAACCUCACCGACUCCGACCACUCGGCGAGGAAGGUGGUUGAGAGGCGGACGUUGCGACUGUUGAUGCCAACCGCCUGGGCGGUUAUUAAGAACCUCCACAAGAAGCUCAAGCUGCAGGAGCCCGCCUUCAAGGAGGUGGUGGUGCUGUACCGGGCAGCCCUCUCGCGGAAGAAGCACAAGCUGCCCGCUCUGCAGCGGCCCCUGGAGCAGCGGCAGCGGGAGAUCCUGGCGGGAAGGAACAUCCACAUAAAGUGCUUCCACGACAUUCCAAUGGCCGAUAUGGACGUCAUAUUCGCGGAGAAGAAGGCAAGGGGGGGGGGUAGGGGGGUUUACCUGAAGAUGUUGACCAUCAUUCAAAUGGUCGUCACUGUCGUCGGCGGGCUGGCGGCAGCGCUCAUGGUGCUGUUAAAGCUAUUUCCAAACGACAACUCUCCUCAGGGCGAUGUUGUGGAUAUGAACGUCCUGUGGUCGAGCAUCAGUCUGGUGGCUGCUCGGUGCGGCCAGGUCUACACGAGCGCGCAAGCGGAGCGCUCCAAAACUAUUCAGGACAUGGUGAACAUCUUGUACGACAAGACGGACGAUGCGCAAGAAGGCGUCGUGUCCAUGUUGUUGGAGGACAUGGCUGAGCAGCAGCUCAAGGAAGCCAUUCUGACGUACGGCUUGUUGUACAGCCGGGAAGCCGAACUGACGGAGGAGUUGAUUGACUUGGAUUGUGAGCGCUUCCUGGUCAACAACUUUGACCUCUCGGUUGACUUUGCCGUGGAGGACGCCCUCCCUCGACUCGAGAGCUGGGGCAUGGUGAAGCGCGUUCCCAACAGAACGGGCAAUAGUCCCAAUCACAAAAUCUGCAGGUUCGAGGCCGUCCAUCCGGAGACCGCCGCCUCCCGCCUCCUGGAGCGCUGGCAGAGCUCCUUCUCCGCCCUCUCCAGGCCGCCGGAGACCGCCACCUUCCCCCUCAGCAACUUGGUCGCGGCGGCGGCGGCGGCAGCAGCGGCUUCGCCUGCGCCUGCGGCGCCGUCGACACCGCUGGCCUCGACGCCGGUGAAGACGUCCCCGUCGGUCGGCGCCGGCGGCGGUGGUGACAAGGCGGGCGCGCGCGGUGGUGGAGGUGGUGGUAGCGGGCUAUUUUCGUCGUUGAGUUCAAAGGAGAAGAAAACCUAG
Molecule: messenger RNA, 1872 nt
Organism: Volvox carteri f. nagariensis
Lineage: Eukaryota; Viridiplantae; Chlorophyta; Chlorophyceae; Chlamydomonadales; Volvocaceae
Exons: 14
Coding region: 1-1872 (623 amino acids)
Source: RefSeq, a predicted model, not a curated record